CACAAGCCCCGCGCUCCCUCCCGCGCUGCCCCCACCGCGUGACCGCAGCUGCCUUGGCAACCCUACGCCGCCGCCGCCGCCGCCGCCUCUUCACGCACGUCGCGAACUAACGGACUCGGCGGCGGCGGCGGCGGCGUGUGCCCCACCCCCACCCCAUCUGGACCGCAUCGCGGACUGUGUCCCGACCUGCGCCUCCUAGGUCUCUGAAAGAAGAUGAAUUUGGCUGAGAUAUGUGAUAAUGCAAAGAAAGGAAGAGAAUAUGCCCUUCUUGGAAAUUACGACUCAUCAAUGGUGUAUUACCAGGGGGUGAUACAACAGAUUCAGAGACAUUGCCAGUCAGUAAGAGAUCCAGCUAUCAAAGGCAAAUGGCAACAGGUUCGGCAGGAAUUAUUGGAAGAAUAUGAACAAGUUAAAAGUAUUGUCAGCACUUUAGAAAGUUUUAAAAUCGACAAGCCUCCAGAUUUCCCUGUGUCCUGUCAAGAUGAACCAUUUAAAGAUCCUGCUGUGUGGCCACCUCCUGUUCCUGCAGAACACAGAGCUCCACCUCAGAUCAGGCGUGCCAAUCGAGAAGUAAGACCUCUGAGGAAGGAGAUGGCAGGAGUAGGAGCCCGGGGACCUGUAGGCCGAGCACAUCCUAUAUCAAAGAGUGAAAAACCUUCUACAAGUAGGGACAAGGAUUAUAGAGCAAGAGGGAGAGAUGACAAGGGAAGGAAGAAUAUGCAAGAUGGUGCAAGUGAUGGUGAAAUUCCAAAAUUUGAUGGUGCUGGUUAUGAUAAGGAUCUGGUGGAAGCCCUUGAGAGAGACAUUGUAUCCAGGAAUCCUAGCAUUCAUUGGGAUGACAUAGCAGAUCUGGAAGAAGCUAAGAAGCUGCUAAGGGAAGCUGUCGUUCUUCCAAUGUGGAUGCCUGACUUCUUCAAAGGGAUUAGAAGGCCAUGGAAGGGUGUACUAAUGGUUGGACCCCCAGGCACUGGUAAAACUAUGCUAGCUAAAGCUGUUGCCACUGAAUGUGGUACAACAUUCUUCAACGUUUCCUCUUCUACACUGACAUCUAAAUAUAGAGGUGAAUCUGAGAAGUUAGUUCGUCUGUUGUUUGAGAUGGCUAGAUUUUAUGCGCCUACCACAAUCUUCAUUGAUGAGAUAGAUUCUAUCUGUAGUCGAAGAGGAACCUCUGAUGAACAUGAGGCAAGUCGCAGGGUCAAGUCUGAACUACUCAUUCAAAUGGAUGGAGUUGGAGGAGCUUUAGAAAAUGACGAUCCUUCCAAAAUGGUUAUGGUAUUGGCCGCUACUAACUUCCCUUGGGACAUUGAUGAAGCUUUGCGAAGAAGGUUAGAAAAAAGGAUAUAUAUACCUCUCCCAACAGCAAAAGGAAGAGCCGAGCUUCUGAAGAUCAACCUUCGAGAGGUCGAAUUAGAUCCUGAUAUUCAACUGGAAGAUAUAGCCGAGAAGAUUGAGGGCUAUUCUGGUGCUGACAUCACUAAUGUUUGCAGGGAUGCCUCUUUAAUGGCAAUGAGACGGCGUAUCAAUGGCUUAAGUCCAGAAGAGAUCCGUGCACUUUCUAAAGAGGAGCUUCAGAUGCCUGUUACCAAAGGAGACUUUGAAUUGGCCCUUAAGAAAAUUGCUAAGUCUGUCUCUGCUGCAGACUUGGAGAAGUAUGAAAAAUGGAUGGUUGAAUUUGGAUCUGCUUGAAUUUCUGUCAGCUCUUUAAUUUCUGGUAUUUUUGUUUAUGAAAUGUUAAGAAAUUCCUGCAAUUUUUAAAAAACCGGUUUGGAAUUUUUUUUCAGUGGAAUGGUUUUCACUUAAAGGAAAAAAGUCUGAAAGUGUAAAUACUACUAAAUGUAGUUGAGAAAUAAGAACAUUUCAUGGAACGGUUUUCACUUAAAGGAAAAAAGUCUAAAACUGUAAAGAAUACUAAAUGUAGUUGAGAAAUAAGAACAUUUCAUGGCGAGAGUUUGCUAGUCGCCCUCAGCUUUGUGCUGGUAUUCCACAUGUUCCUGCAUUAAUAUUGCACGCCCAAACCAAUCUAUCAGGGAGGCUGAAGAAAGGGAGCAGUGUGCUAUUUUAAGAACCUGUUUACAGAAGAUUUAAAAAGACCCCUAUUUUUCAUUUGCAUUUGUCUUUUUUUUUUCCAAUUCUUUGCUCUGUCAACAUGAGGGUCAUAUCUAUAUAUGUUGACUUUAACAUCAAAAUCGGAUUUGUGUCAAAUUCAUUAUUUAUUAAGAAAAUAAGAGCAUUUUUUGGAAGAAAUGAUGAAUUUACUAGUUAAACCUUUAGAAUGUAUUACUUACUGUUAGAGUCUGUCUUAUGGUUAGAAUUUUUAUGUCCCCCGUCCCCCACCAUUUCUUCUAUUAGCUGUUUA
Messenger RNA from Saimiri boliviensis boliviensis (Bolivian squirrel monkey), 2356 nucleotides. The record is from RefSeq and is a predicted model, not a curated record. Lineage: Eukaryota; Metazoa; Chordata; Mammalia; Primates; Cebidae.